AUGUUUGAACCGGAAGAUAAGGAGAAAGUGUUUGUUUUAGCCCUCAGGAAAAUCAGGUUAAACGAACCGUUUCAAACCCUAGGGCUUAUGUAUGGCAUGCAUCCGAGCUUGGUGUCGGACAAGAUAUUUCAUGUUAUCCACUGCAUCUAUCCGUUUCUGGCAGGGUUGGUACGGUGGCCACCACGAGAAGUUUUACGAAAACACAUGCCGCAUGCGUUCCGACAAAAGUACAACAAUCGAGUGACAGUAAUCUUGGAUUGCUUUGAAGUUCCCAUCGAGACACCACGAGUCGAAGAGAUGGUGGCAAACGCAAACGUUUACAGUUUUUAUAAGCAUCAUAAAACCAUCAAAGUACUAGCGGGUAUCACUCCAGAUGGUUGCUAUUGCUUUAUUUCGGAGGCGUUUGGUGGGAGAACAUCCGACAAGCAGAUCACUUUGAUGUCCGGGUUCCUCGAUCUCAUCGAGGAAGGCGACUUUGUUUUAGCAGAUCGAGGAUUCUUGAUCGAGGACCUCCUGAGGCAGAAAAAAGCAUCAAUUAGUAUUUAUUUAUUUAUUCAUCACCGUCUUCGACACUACAUCGUACAGACUGUACUUAUCUCCUAA
Armigeres subalbatus is the source of this 603-nucleotide messenger RNA. RefSeq lists its product as uncharacterized. The transcript has a single exon. The coding region runs from base 1 to 603 and encodes 200 amino acids. NCBI's taxonomy places the organism in Eukaryota, Metazoa, Arthropoda, Insecta, Diptera, Culicidae. The record is from RefSeq and is a predicted model, not a curated record.